AUGAAUCUCAAUGGUAUCGCCAAUGCAAGGGAGCUGGGAGAAGCAGAUCGACUGUGCAGUAAGCAGAAUCUCAGACGCGGCGAGCUGGAUGACUUCAAUGGCCAAGAUACGGAAAAGAAAAAAUCGGUCACGAUGGGGGAGGGUGUCAAAAGGUCCCUAACAGGACCCUGCACCCGAACAACCGCGCACGUGAGCGAGCACCAAGCUGGGCUCACCGCUAGUGCUUUCAGCUGGGCAAAGUGGCUUUUCUCUGUACUUUGUACUUCGAUUCUUGUUUCUUACGCUAAUGGCAAAUUAUCUGCGCCCAAAUUCGUUGUUGAUCGAGACACAUCAUACCAGCGACUUCCUAAACGAAGCACUUGCGAAAAUGGCAAAGCGCAACCAGACUACAACUUGGGCCUCCAUGUCGCUGGCCUCUUCAUCAUCCUGUUUGUGUCGGGCACCGGCUGUGCUUUUCCAAUGCUCGUUCUCCGAUUUCCACGUCUACGCAUUCCACCAUCUUUUCUGUUCGGCGCCAAGCAUUUUGGUACCGGCGUCCUAGUCGCAACUGCAUUUGUCCAUUUACUUCCCACAGCUUUCAUUUCCCUGAACGAUCCAUGUCUCUCGAGUUUCUGGACUACAGACUACCAGGCUAUGCCCGGUGCCAUCAUGCUAGCUAGUGUCUUCUUCGUCACAUUAAUCGAGAUGGUCUUCUCUCCUGCCCAGCACGUCUGCGGUGGAAACGAAGGAGUAACCGCCGUGUCGCGACGUGCAGAAGAGCCUAAAAUAGAGAUUGAUCCACCAGCCGCACCGCACGCAGAAUUGCAGAGACAAUACUCAGACAACAGUCUGCGAGUCCGCGAUCUAGGCGCUCUCCGUGGCCGAGUCGGCAGCAUCAGUAGAACACUCUCGCGCUACCACGAAGAUGGUCAAAACGCCAAUGCAAUCCACCUCCGCAACGAAGCCAGCAAGGAGGCCCGCAACGAUUCAACCGUGAAGCACGACCAGGAGUCCGGCGAGCACACCCACGUCCUCACACCGGACCAACUCCACCGCAAAGCAGUCAUGCAAGUCUUUCUCCUCGAAAUGGGCAUCCUCUUCCACAGCAUCUUCAUCGGCAUGUCCCUCGCCGUUUCCGUAGGCAGCGACUUUACAGUCCUCCUCAUCGCAAUCGUCUUCCACCAGACAUUCGAGGGCCUCGCUCUUGGCGUGCGUAUCGCGGAUAUUGAUUGGAAACCACGUGCUGCACAGCCGUGGCUCAUGGCCCUUGCAUAUGGCUGUACCACGCCCGGUGGCAUGGCGAUUGGUAUCGCGACACAUACUUUGUACUCGCCCGACUCGGAGGUUGGGCUCUUGGUUGUGGGUAUCAUGAAUGCGGUGUCUGCGGGCUUCUUGGUGUAUGCGUCCCUUGUGGAAUUGUUGAGUGAGGAUUUCUUGAGCGACGAGAGUUGGAAGGUUCUUAGGGGACGGAGGAGGGUGGGGGCUUGUUUUUUGGUCUUUUGGGGUGCUUUUUUGAUGAGUUUGGUGGGGGCUUGGGCGUGA
Molecule: messenger RNA, 1521 nt
Organism: Pyrenophora tritici-repentis Pt-1C-BFP
Lineage: Eukaryota; Fungi; Ascomycota; Dothideomycetes; Pleosporales; Pleosporaceae
Product: divalent heavy-metal cations transporter
Biological process (GO): zinc ion transmembrane transport
Cellular component (GO): plasma membrane
Molecular function (GO): zinc ion transmembrane transporter activity
Source: RefSeq, a predicted model, not a curated record